UAAAGAGAGAUGGGAACAUCCAUAUAUUGCGUUCAUCAAGAAACGCAUACACCAAUUUUUUUCAGUACCCACCCACUAGUUCCUUAUCAUACUGAUGCUUAUACCUCAUAAUGCACGAGCAAGAUAGGAGCCACCAAUUAAAUUUUUGAUGGCGUAAUAUAUGCACGUUCCGUAACCUCGUUGUCACUCCAUAUUUGAGUACAGUUUUGUCUCGACGAUGGAAAGUUCAACUGCUGUUCGAGUUUCUCCAAUUCUCUAAAAUUACAAGGUCGUGGUUAGCAUACCUUUCCGUAAAUUAUGGACGUUGAGGAGAAACCCAUUCUGCAUUUGGCCGUAUCCCUACCUGAGAUUGUCGGAAAGAUCACGGCAUUCCUCCCAAACUCAGACCUGCUCACGUGCACCCGGCUUAAUUCUGUAUGGGAGGGCGCGGCCCGGAAACACCUCCGUGCCCGAAUAUCCAUCUCUAUGAAACAUCUUCCCCCCUACCUGGAAACCAUGCUUGUCCGAUCCAACCAUCACGAAAGGAUGGAAUUUUGCUACACUAGCGCCCCUGAGUUUGUCACCUUUUUACAAAAUGCCGGAAAAUUGGACCACUCAUUCCUCUCGAUAACCCUCGAUAAGGACUUAUCUUGCUGGGAUGGCGUCUUCUCCAGUCUAAAACUUGCCGGGACAAGUUUGACCUCCCUAAUGUUACGGCCGAUUUGCUUUAAAUCACAUACCCCCCACCCUUCCUCCGUCCUGGCAGUUUUGACCCCGGAAAAAAAUUUGACCCUUCCCGCCAUCACGAGGUUGUCCUUAGUUUCCUUACCCGCCCAGACAUAUCCCGCCCUAGGAAACAUCUAUUCUCGGCUUGCCCCCCUUCUCCCAAACGUGGACACACUACGGCACCAACUUUGUGAACAGAGCGAGCUUGACUUCCUACUUGGCACGAGGCCCGCCCCAUUUCCAAAAUUGACCUCAUUAUCCGUCACCCACUGUAAUUUAGAUCGUACAUUAAUCGACUCCUUCCAAAUAGCCGUAACGCCAUCUUGGGCCCUUACCCGGCUUGAGUUUGAUAUUCGGAACGACAAAAAAAAACAUUGGUCCGAUUUUGCUCCGAAUUUAUUCCGCCGGUUUGGAAUACGUGCAUAUUUGUAAGGUUAGAAAUUCCGUAUUACCCGAAGGUACCGAACCUACCGUUCUGCACGUCCCGGUCAUGCCGAAACUUCGGGUUUUCAAAGUGACGAGGAACCCUGGCCCGUGCGAGGCCGGGGGCGGGAUCAGGUUUAAAUUCGAAACGGAGGAUCCUGCUGAAGGGGGUAAAAAGAUUAACUAUGGAAAGCAGUUUCCCGCCUUGCAAGCGAUUAGAAUUGGGUGUGCCGGGAAAGUGAGGGAGGCUGAGGCGGACACGUGGUUUGAGUACGUGGCCCAUUUUCUCUAUGAAGUAUUCGCCCCGGGAAAUGGGGUAGUGUGUGAAACGCUACAGGACCUGGAUGUCCCCCUUCCGGCGGGGGAGAGGUUCAAGUUAAUGGGGGCGAAGGGUACGAGGUGUGGGAUAAAACAGGGAGUUUGUGACUGUUGGGAGUGGGAGAGGUCGGACGUCUUCUUGGGUCGGCUGACUGCAACUUUUCCCAAUUUGAGGGCUCCGCGUUUGGCCGAGAGGGGG
This is a messenger RNA of Folsomia candida, 1645 nucleotides long. RefSeq lists its product as uncharacterized. The transcript is spliced from 3 exons. NCBI's taxonomy places the organism in Eukaryota, Metazoa, Arthropoda, Collembola, Entomobryomorpha, Isotomidae. The coding region runs from base 298 to 1137 and encodes 279 amino acids. The record is from RefSeq and is a predicted model, not a curated record.